UUAAACUAGUUAAUUUAAAAAGUUGAACUUAACUUUAACUAGUUAAUGUCCACCUUUGAAUAUUGUGUUAUUCAAUAAAAGUACCCUGUAGUUAUAUAUUUAACUUAGGUAUACAAUGUACCUAGGUAAAAUUAUAUUCAUUGCAGGUACAUCUUCAUUGAUGAUGCUAUUAAGAUAAGAUCAGAUAAUAUGUAGUAUUCUAAAGUUGUUAAAUAGGUAUAUUAAAUUACAGUAUUAUUGUAGUACUAUAAUAGCAGGUAUAUUGGAAGUAUAAAAAUAUAAACAAUUGUUGCAAAACUGGUAUUUUAUAUUUCCCAAAUAAUUUGACAAAAAAAAAAAAAAUCUUAAAUUACAGCUUAGUUUUAAGGUUUAACAAAUCAUUCAGUUCCCAUAUUUGUUUUCAGUUUAACUUACUUGGUUAUUUAAGUUAUACUUAUUUUGACUCAAUAGACUCAAUACUUUACUCAAUUUUGAGGAUUUUUAUUUUUUAAAAAUCAAUUAAAUUAAUUAAACAAAUAACAAUGGAGUCCCAACAACACUUGGUUGAUCAUGACUAUAUCUUACCAAUUCAAAACGUAGCUGAAGCGGCUAAUGAUUUUGCUGACGACAAUAUUCAGUUUUGGCCAAUUGGAGAUCGACCAAAUUCCUACAAAUUAAUUCCAAGUGUGCAUAGAAAGGAAGAAGUUAUCCAGGAUAACUUGGGAUAUGUUUACUUUAGAAGUAAAUUGACGGAAAAAAAAAUAUACUUAAAAUGUAGUGAAACAUCAAAUGGAUGCCCAGCUACCGCAUCUAUUUCGACAAUGGUUGAGGAUAGUGUAUUUUCACUCAAACGACUACACAAUCAUCCACUUCAUUCAUCAGACAAUAAAGUGAGGGAACUAAGAAAUGUACUAGGCGACAAAUGUGUACAACGCUCUGCCCGCUCAUAUUCAGCUCGCACUUUAUAUGCUGAAAGUAUUGUUAGUCACACAGAAGGUGCUACUAAUUAUACUUUCAUACAAGCGGCUGAGAGGAUGCGAAAAAUACGGAAAUCUGUUUUUCCACCCACACCUAAAAAUUUGAAUAAUUUAAACGAAUUAUUACAAUUGGAAAAAAAUAAACAUUUCACAGUGACAUUUCAAGCUCCAGAAAGUUUAUUUUACCAAGGACCACUAUUACUACCAGAUGGGAGAUUUGUUGGAGUACUUUUUUCAAAUAUUAAUUUUAUUAAAACAAUUCAGUGUGAAUUACAAAAUGUAAAAAUAGCCGGUUGUGACGGUACGUUUAAAACCGUACCAAAAACUUUGGAUGGGGAUUGUUACCAACUAUUCACAUUCCAAAUCAUUUACAAAAAUGUUAGUUUCCCUUUGGUGUAUGCUUUAUUAAAUGGUAAAACGGAAGAAAUAUAUGUGGCAUUAUUCAAAUUUGUCCGUCAAAUUGUACCAUUAAAUUACCACAAUGUAACAAUAAUUACAGAUUUUGAGUUAGCCCAAAUGAAUGCAAUUAAAUCAAUAUUUAAAGAAAGUGAUCACCAAGGUUGCUAUUUUCAUUUUUGUCAGGCUGUUCUCCGUCAUUUAAGGUCCAAGGAAGUGGGGAUUUAUAAUCUUGUGAAGACCAACAAUAUUGCUGCUCGCAUCUUCCGAAUGAUACUAGCUUUGCCAUACCUUCCACCUGAUAGAAAUGGUCAAAUGCCGAAUAUGUUGGAUGGCUUCAAUGCAAUUUUGAUUUGCAUAGUCAAGUACCCGGAGAUAGCUGAUGCAUUUCAUUCAUUUUUAUACAAUUAUGUUUUUGGUUUUUGGUUUGUAAGAAUUCGUCCAGAGAGCUUUACCGUCUUCAAUAGGACUAUAAGGACAAACAACUAUGUAGAAAGCUUUCACGCUGCUCUUUUAAAAUUUAUUAAACCUCAUCCAAAAAUUUGGGAGUUCAUUGGUGGAAGUGUUUGUUUAUUUGUAGCUAAUAAAAAAUUCCAGACAGAAAAAAAAUCUUAGUUUCAAGAUCAAUAAGAUAAAAGGACUCAUUAAAUAUAUUUAUUUAUUUUAUUUGUCAUGACGCUGUGUUUGUGUUAAAUAAUUUUAUGUUAUAGGUUUAGAAAAAUAACUGUUUUUGAGUAAAUAUGGCAUCACUUUGGGAUCUAAUAUUAUUUAAAACUGCCUGUGAAUUUUAGAACAAUUGGUUAUAAUUAUAUCUACCUAAAUGCAUGUCAAUAUUUAGUCAUAAAAUAUAUACAUACUUAAUGGUUCUUUUUUUUUUGUAGAUCAAAUACGGUUUUUAGAAAACCAACAUGUUACUGAAUUCCAUCAAGUUUCAAACAAUAUGAAGGUAUGCAUUGUAAGGUUGACAUUAAGAGAACACCAUACCCGCAUGCAUUGUUUCAUAAGUUCAAAGCGAAUUAUGAGCAUAAAAUGCUUUUACCUUGCCUAUAAUAUUAUAUAAAAAAAAUUACCUUUCUAAUAGAUUAGUUCGCUUUAAAAUCAAACAUCAUAACAGAAUUAAAUUAAUUAUUCAGAAUGUACAAUAAUAUGCUAUGUUAUGCGUUUGUAAGAUGAAGACAAUGCACGCGAAUAUGGCAUUCCCUAAAUUUUAAUAAUUACUUAGCUAUUGCAAUAAAAUACCUUUUUUUUUAGAUUCGUUCUGGUGUUUCUUCUAGAGCUAGAGAAUUGAAUACUCUAGCAAUUAAAAAUUUUAUUGAACAAUUGUUAACUGACAAUGCACAUGAUAGGGUUCAAACCUUUUUACGAAGAGCUGGCCACAGAGUUGAUGGAUAUA
This is a messenger RNA of Aphis gossypii (cotton aphid), 2745 nucleotides long. RefSeq lists its product as uncharacterized. The transcript is spliced from 11 exons. Bases 522 to 1967 code for a protein of 481 amino acids. The record is from RefSeq and is a predicted model, not a curated record. NCBI's taxonomy places the organism in Eukaryota, Metazoa, Arthropoda, Insecta, Hemiptera, Aphididae.